AUGGCGACCGUUAGACCCGUUGCGAAUGUAUACAGUACGAGCGGAAAGCAAGUAGUUGGGGAGGUGGAAAUUCCAGUUGUGUUUCAAACCCCAAUUAGAAACGAUUUAAUACAGGAUGUAUUUAAGAAUAUGUCUAAGAAUAGAAGACAUCCAUAUGCUGUGAAAUUAGGAGCAGGAUAUGAAACAUCAGCUGAAUCAUGGGGAACAGGAAGAGCUGUUGCAAGAAUUCCAAGAGUACCGGGUGGAGGUACACAUAGAGCUGGUCAAGGUGCAUUUGGUAAUAUGUGUAGAGGUGGUGGAAUGUUCAACCCUACGAAGAUAUGGAGAAGAUGGGGAAGGAAAGUGAACUUAAAGGAAAAAAGAUAUGCAGUUUGUUCAUCCAUUGCUGCUAGUGGUGUAACAUCCUUAGUUUUGGCUAGAGGACAUCGUAUUUCUAAUAUUAAAGAAGUUCCACUAGUGGUUAGUAAUGAUAUUGAAUCAAUUGGGAAAACAAAAGAUGCUCUAAAAUUUUUAAUUACAUUAGGGUUGAAGGAAGAAGUAAAUCGAUUAAUUAAAUCUAAAAAAAUAAGAGCAGGAAAGGGAAAAAUGAGAAAUAGAAAGUAUCGUAUGAGAAAUGGCCCCCUCAUUAUAUAUGACAAAGACGCUGGUGUGAAGAAAGCAUUUAGAAAUAUUCCAGGAGUUGAUUUAUGCAAAGUUACCAAGUUGAACUUAUUAAAAUUAGCACCUGGUGGAUCUAUAGGUAGAUUAUGCAUAUGGAGUGAAAGUGCUUUUAAAAAAUUGGAUGUUAUAUAUGGAAAGAUAUAUAAGAAAAAAAUUACCAAGAAGAAUUAUAUAUUACCCAAAUCGAUUAUGACAAAUCCAGAUAUUUAUAGAAUUAUUAGCAGCGAACAGGUACAAGCAACAUUACUAUCCAAAAAAAGACCAUGCAAGAAGAGAGUACAAAACAAGAACGCACUCACUAACUUUGCAGUUAGAUGUAGACUUAACCCUGCAUAUAAAUUACUUAGAUCAUUGGCCAUUAGAAGAAUCAAAAAGAGUAUGGAAGCCAAGAAGAAAAAUAAAAAAGAAAUGAGAAUUAAAAAGAAAAUUCAGAAAAAAGAAUUGCAAAAAGUAAACCAUGCUUACUACAAUGGAAUAGCCAAAUCUGUUAAGAAGAAGAAAAAGAAAGAAGAAAAAAAAGCAAAGACUAAGAAGGAUGAAAAUAAAGCUCUCCUUGGAACUGCUGCGGAUGAAUAA
Messenger RNA from Plasmodium gonderi, 1236 nucleotides. RefSeq names its product 60S ribosomal protein L4. Gene Ontology annotation, cellular component: cytosolic large ribosomal subunit; ribosome. Gene Ontology annotation, biological process: translation. Lineage: Eukaryota; Apicomplexa; Aconoidasida; Haemosporida; Plasmodiidae. Gene Ontology annotation, molecular function: structural constituent of ribosome; RNA binding. The transcript has a single exon. The record is from RefSeq and is a predicted model, not a curated record. The coding region runs from base 1 to 1236 and encodes 411 amino acids.